GCAGCCAGCCACCUCACAAGGCAAACCAUGAUGAAGCUAAUGAUAGGAAAGUGUGCGGUUCCCUCUUGUCCCCUCUAUUUUUAUCUGAGUUUUUACUGUCUCUUUUCCCCUUAGAUAUUUAGCUUCUUAUGUAAGCCCUUCAUGAAACAUGGGAGAAGUUUAAAGAUACGUUUUUACCUAAUAUGUACUGGCCAUUCAUUAUAAAUGAAGCUCUCUUUCUAAAUUUGUAAGUUUCUAAAUGUUCAAAAACGUCACUCACACUAGCUCGUUGGUCUCUUGAAACGUCCUGGAGUUCUCCGCUCCAAGAGCUAAAGACCAAACCAUAAGCUGAAGAAGACAAAAGGAGACUGCCCACAUAAAAAGGAGUUACCCAGAGAGAUUCCAAGAUUUGUUGCACAGCAAAAUUUUGUCCUGUAACGCUCGAUGUAAACAACGAGCGUUUAAUGGUGAAACCUAAGUUUUGUUGGCGAAUCAACAGUUUUCUUCCUCUUCAGGAACCAUGCUAGAAAAUGAUGAAAGGUUGGCUGUAGUGGGAAGGAGCAGAAGACUCUCAUUGGCUGCGACGUUAUGGCGAAAAUGCUUCCUAAGUGGUUGAAGAGGGAGAAGAAGAAGAAGAAGAAGAAGAGAGCUGACUGUAAUUAUAGUACGAAUCUAGUUACAGAUGAGAGUGAAGAUGGAGAGGAGGAGACAGGUGAUCAUUUUUUCGGGUCGAUCGAUACUGAUCCAUGCAUUCCAACUAAUGAGUUAAGAGUAUUCAUUGGGACAUGGAAUGUAGGUGGAAAGUCCCCAGUGGGAAACCUAACUGUAGAUUUGGAGGAAUGGCUGAAUCUCAAGGAGGCUGCUGAUAUCUAUGUUCUAGGGUUUCAAGAGAUGGUACCCUUGAAGACUCUUAACGUGCUGGGAUUGGCAGACAAAACUGAAGCGACGAAUUGGAAUCUAUUGAUAGAGAAAGUACUCAAUGCAUAUGGGGGGAGAAGUAGCAACAAGUACAAGAUGAUGGCAAGCAAGAGAAUGGUGGGAGUUUUUAUAUGUGUGUGGAUGAAGAAAGGGGUACUGAGGAAAUACAGUGUUUCCAAAGCUAGGGUGAGUUCUGUGGCUUGUGGCAUCAUGGGAUGUUUGGGGAACAAAGGUGCAGUAACUGUUAGCAUGUCUAUUGAAGGAGUUAGUUUUUGCUUCAUAGCUGCUCACUUGGCUUCCGGUGAGAAGAAAGGAGAUGAAGGGAGAAGGAAUCGUCAAGUGUUAGAGAUCUUCCGACGAACUUCAUUCUUACUACCAUCUAAAGAUGAUCCUAAUGAUGACCACUACCACCCGCCAACCAUCCUGGGACACGAUAGGAUAUUUUGGUUCGGGGAUCUGAACUACAGGUUGUACCUGGAAGAUCACUUGGCAAGGGACCUGGUCAGCAAGUAUGACUGGGAAGCUUUGCAGGCAUAUGACCAGCUCCGGUGCGAACUUGAAGAAGGAGGAGCAUUUGAAGGUUGGAGAGAAGGCAACCUUGAAUUUGCGCCGACAUACAAGUAUUCUGAAUCGAAUUGCGAUCGAUAUUCUGGCAGCUUCGGGGGGAGAUCUGGAGAGAAGCAGAGGACACCUGCAUGGUGUGACAGAAUCUUGUGGUGGGGAGAAGGGGUGAAGCAACUUUCAUAUUUUCGUUCUGAAAGCAUGUUCUCUGAUCAUCGGCCUGUUUCAGCAUUGUUCUCCAUGCAAGUAGAAGUCAGAAAGGAAACAAAUCAGAAAGUGUUUCCAGUGAAUGCUACUGAGUUCCGACCGCCUGAAAAUUUGCUGCCAAGAAACAGUGAGGAAGACAACAAACCUGCUACCUUGCUAUCCAUGCUUGAAAGGGAUAUAGACGAAUAAAAAAUAUAGAUAGACACAAAAAGCUGUUGCAAAAGCGAAGGAUACAGGUUUGUACACAGGGCUUCUGGCUUCUCAUGCUGUACCAGGUUGCCUUGAAGGAGAUGCAACCUUCCCAGAUGUCCACCUCUAGUUCUUUUUGAACUCGCUGUUCUUUUCACUGUAGAUAGCAUUGUUAUGCACAACCUGAAGACAAAUGUAUACAAGGGCUGAAGGCCACUAAGAGUAACUUAGUGUUCAUAGAAAACAUUCAUUCAUCGCUACACCCUGGAUAUGUCGGACUAAAGAAGAAGACAGCCAGCUGCUACUUUGUAAACAGUUCAACAAAUCAAGAACAUUCUUUACAAGCUUCUUCAAGAGAUAUGAAUUAGGAAACAGCUUUAUCAAUAUCAACAUAGGAUCUAUAUCUAUCUGACAUCAUUGUUCGAAUUGAAGGUAACCAGCCAGUCGGUUUAACAUGACCUACAAAUGUUCUCGUGCUACAUUCAACUACAAGAAUGCAGUAACAUGACAUAAAAUUUGUAUAGGGGAUCAAAUUUAAAGAAGAGUGUCGCCAAGCUCCUCCGAAUUAUCCUUGUGGCAACUUGGACAAACACAUCACUUCUGCAGCUCAUCACCAAGAACAGUGCAUUCCUGUUCUAAUUCAGAAGUCUGCUUGUGUCAGGUCAAAGAAAUAGAUUUGGAGUUUACUUAUAAAGAAUCAUGUUUCAUCAGGCAUUUCUUGAUAAGAACGGUAAUUUAGGGCGGGUCAAGACUGAAAGAUUAUAUGCUCCUCAAUAGAAUUGGAUUUAUAGAGUGAAACCUCAAGACUGAUUGUGUAUUACCUCUAUAGGUUUUUUUUUUAAUUCUAAGAACACAGUCUAGAAUCCAUCAAAUUCUAAAAGAAAGAUGGAAAAUCUGUAGAUAGAACCAAGGAUAUCUUCUUAAAUCCUGCAAUGCUUCACUCUCUUUCAUUAUCAUCUCUACCAAAGAAAUCUUCCCCUCAAGGUCACCAUACUCCAGCUGGAUUUGCUUCUGAACAUUUUCCUCGGCUUGGUAUGCUUGUGCCUCCUUUGCUAUCUCAGAAUUGACUUGUGUAAGCACAGCAUCAAGAUUUCCUUGAUCAACUUCAGUACCUGUCUUCUCUGCAGCAGUCUCACUUGAUACCAUCUGGUGGAAAUUCCUACAUGACGCACGCAUAAGUCGAGGUCUCAGUUCACUUGUCAAACUGAACAAUCAGAUCUGAAUUGAAUGCUUCUGAAACAUGCAUAAUCACCAUCUAGAGAUGACAAAACCAAGCAUAACAUAUGCAUCUUGCCACUAGGACACUCUCUUCCCUAUAUCAGACGUAA
Linum tenue is the source of this 3182-nucleotide messenger RNA. The record is from the annotation of a GenBank genome assembly. NCBI's taxonomy places the organism in Eukaryota, Viridiplantae, Streptophyta, Magnoliopsida, Malpighiales, Linaceae.